CACUCCAAUAUAAUCCACCACCAUUCAGAGCCUCACUACCAAAUAUCUCUCAACGUCCACAAUGGCGCAGCCAACCACCCACCCCACCCCCUCACAACAAUCCUACCCCAUAACCCCAACACCGUACCCCGCGAAAACCACCACCGCAACCGCGCCUGUCCACGGCGUCUCGACGACCGCUACCUGCGUCUCCUUCGCCGACAAGAUCCUCAUCACAGUUACCCAGGAGGGUAAACUGGGUCAUUGGAUGCACAUCCCCCUCUCCAUCUCCCCCACAGACGACCCCUUCCCCUCCUCCUCCUCUACCUUCUCCUCCACCUCCUCAAACCAAAACACCCUCCUCCCCCACCCGCACCUAACCGCCACCACCAUCCUCGGCGGCACCCACCCGACCCUCUCGCUCCUGGGCCAAACCCUCGCCACGCAGAUCGCCAGCGCGAUCCUGACGCGGAAUCCGCACGAGAGGAGGAUGGUGGUGGUGGGGCUGGGCUUGGAUCCGAGGAUGGAGGAGGGAGGCGGGAGGGAUGCGUUUGCUGAUUUGGUUGGGCUGAUGUUGGGGGUCAUCUGAAUAGGGACGUUGGUUGGAAGUGUGGGAUAACUCUGUUCACCGAGACCAAUGAUUGAGAAAACGGAGAGAAAGGUUGAGUGAGGAUAUCCCGCUCGAUUGAAGCCCAGUGCUCCCUCUGCAUAGGACGCGGCAGGCGACUUGGCAAUCUCAGUCCUGGAGGUCACGGAUUGUGUAGUGUGUUCUCCAAAGCCACUGCAUCCAAGUCAUCUCCAGAGAAGUAUAGGCUGUCCAAAGGUGACUGCAACAAAGAGGGAAUGGUCUAGGGAAGACCUCAAACCUCCUAGCUUGCAGGCCGGGCUUUGAAGUUCCCGUAAUCCGGGAAUAGGUGGAGGAUGCACAAAUGCACAUAGCGGAGAUAGAGUUGCACGAUCUAGAUAUAUCCUACGGGCCUAAAGUCACGCCACC
Westerdykella ornata is the source of this 973-nucleotide messenger RNA. RefSeq lists its product as uncharacterized. Bases 62 to 568 code for a protein of 168 amino acids. NCBI's taxonomy places the organism in Eukaryota, Fungi, Ascomycota, Dothideomycetes, Pleosporales, Sporormiaceae. The record is from RefSeq and is a predicted model, not a curated record. Gene Ontology annotation, biological process: proteasome assembly. The transcript is spliced from 2 exons.